Molecule: messenger RNA, 2665 nt
Organism: Drosophila kikkawai
Lineage: Eukaryota; Metazoa; Arthropoda; Insecta; Diptera; Drosophilidae
Source: RefSeq, a predicted model, not a curated record
UGUUCAUUCGUUCAGUUCGAUUCGAGCGGCAGGCAGGUAGACAUCGUUCGUUCGCUGCUUCUUUGGAGAAUUUCCGCUUUCGGUUUCGGUCUCAGCCUUCGCGCGUGGUCCCCGAGACGAGGAUGAGCAUCAUUGUGGCGGCAGCUGCAAAAGUGCAACAACAGUAGGAACAUCCGCCGCAGCAGCAGCAACAUCAACAUCAACAUCAUCCGUAACCGCAGCCACACAAAAACGGGUUUCAUUUUGCAGUCGGUGCUGUGUGGUUGCAUGUGCGGUUGGGUCGCGUGCAGUUCACGGAGUAUGCAAAAGGCCUUAAUCAUUAAAUUAAACACAGACUAACGACUAAUAACAAAGUCCACGGCGACGCUGGGAGAAUCGGAGAGUGCAAGAUCCCGCUGGAGAAUGAGAAUUAAAUAGAGAGGCGCUCUCUCUUUCUCAGUCCUGCCGAUAUCUAAUCAAAAACAAAAUAAUGCCCAUGGCGGCUUGAUUCAUUAAUUUAGUUCCAUUUUCCGAAGCAAGCGGUGUGAUCCGCUCCGCGCUACAAAAAAUAACAAUAAUAAAGAAAAACGAGUUGAAGACAACAAAAAAAUUACAAACAAAAAACAACCUAAGCCAAAACACAAAGUGCACUUCGAAGAAACACGGCAACAGAUACAGAUAAAGUUACUAUCCGAACACGAGGCGGUUAGAACAGAGAAAAAACCAAAACCGAAACCGAUACCGAUACUGCAACUACAAUGAAGUACAAAUUUUUGCUGUUGCUCCUUGCUGGGAUAUCACUGCUCCUGGCCACUGGAGUCCACAGUCAACAUGAGGACAUUCCAUACCAGCCUGUAGCCAAUAUCUGCCAGACGUGCAUGUGCCUGAGCAGCCAGGACAGUGAUCACAGGACACACUUCAACCUAGACUGUUCGGUGAGGAACUUUGAGCACAUUCUCGCCCGCUGGCCGGAGGAGUUCGGUAGCCAGGCAGUGGCUGGUGGAGCAUCCACAGAGAUCGUCGUCUCGUAUUCGGGCAAUCGGAUCAGGUUGCUCCAACAACUGCCGGCCACGAAUGCCAGUUUAACGCUCUCCUGCCGACACUGCGGUCUUCAGGAUCUUCAGGCUCCGCUCUUCAUGGAUGCGCCCAAUGUGGAGGCGCUGUACCUGAGCUGGAACGAGCUGACCGACAAUGUCUUGAACCCAGGUCUCUUUAGGGGUCCCUGGAACAAUACUAACUACGAGCCGAUUGGCUUGAAGGAUCUGGACUUGAGCCACAAUAGGAUAGCUAGGCUAGAACGUCUACUCUUCGAGCAUACUCCGCAUUUGGUCAAGUUGAACCUGGCCUACAAUAAGCUCAGUAUCCUGGAUGCUGCCACGACGGCCGCCGUGGGAUCGGUGACCACAUUGCAGCGUCUGGAUCUCUCCCACAAUGGUUUGAUGUCCCUGCCUGCGGAGCUUUUCCCAAAACUACGCAGUCUACGUAUCCUCGAUGUGUCCGGCAAUGAGUUCACCGUGGUUCCUGCGAGCCUCCAGCAAUUGGGCAAGUCUCUGGUCCAUUUGAAUCUGGCGGGGAAUCAGUUUCCCAGCUUAAAGGAGAACAGUUUCAAAGGCUUGGUGGCCUUAAAACGCCUCAAUAUCAGCAGUUUGCCUGCUUUACGAAGCGUGGAAAAGGGGGCUUUGAUCCUGCCAGCCGUGGAACAGCUGGACUGCUCCAGGAAUCCCAAACUGGAGAAUGUGGAACUGGGUGACUUGCUAAGCAGUCGUAAUUUGUCGCAGUUGGAUUUGUCGCGGAAUGCUUUGACCACCUUGGUUCUCAAGGAAAAUAACAACAGUGCCUCCGCCAGCAGCAACCGUACUAUCCAAGAGCCCUGGCCACGACUUCGCCGCCUGAGUAUCUCCGGGAAUCCCUGGUACUGCAGCUGCGAACUCUUUAAGGCACUGGAGCUGUCCGGCCUCUCCCACAUCGAACAGGAAGCUGAUGGCACCGAGGCCCGCUGCGAUACCCCCUAUCUCCUGGCUGGAGCUCCGCUCUCCAACCUGACGGCCGAGCACAUCUGCAACAUGGUGAUACCCAAAAAAUAUCGUGCCGUAGACGAGGAGCCACCGCGAUUCCUGCGCCGUCGUUACAUAAUACUCACCGCCAUCAUUGCCAGCGUGGUGCUGGUAAUAGGCCUGGUCAUUGGAUUCAUUGUGGUCUGCGUGCGCCGGCGGCUCAAGGGCAGUGAUUAUGGAGUGCAGCCCAUCCGCUACACCAGCGUAAGGGGCAGCAAUUUGUCGCAGUUUUCGAAUUUGCAACCCGCCUCGGUGGCCAGUAAAUUUAAUAAUGCCCAUGCCGGUGCCAGCAAUGGUGCAACGACAGGCGCAGCCAAUGCCUGAUUGGGAUUCCUGUCGGAUUCCCAGUUCCAGUUCCGAGUUAGCAGCACAAGUUUCGAGCCAAAGAUGUGUCCACGAAAGUGUUCCAGCCACUUGCAAGCAAAUCCCCUACCGAAAAAAAAAGACUUUCUGUGCGAGCUAUCAGUGUAUAUAAGUAGUGGUCCCCUUAAAGGAGUGGAUUCUCCUUUCACACGAUUCCUUAUCCCCGAAAAAUCAACCUAACCCCUUAGUAUUUAGUGAUGCCAUCGAUGUUUGUGUAUUGUACUUAAGUUUCGAACAUAUUAGUUUGUAAUAAAAAAUAUAUAAAACAA